This is a messenger RNA of Elgaria multicarinata webbii, 2076 nucleotides long. RefSeq names its product neuronal acetylcholine receptor subunit alpha-7-like. Gene Ontology annotation, cellular component: acetylcholine-gated channel complex; synapse; plasma membrane. Gene Ontology annotation, molecular function: acetylcholine-gated monoatomic cation-selective channel activity; acetylcholine receptor activity; acetylcholine binding. Bases 126 to 1622 code for a protein of 498 amino acids. The record is from RefSeq and is a predicted model, not a curated record. NCBI's taxonomy places the organism in Eukaryota, Metazoa, Chordata, Lepidosauria, Squamata, Anguidae. Gene Ontology annotation, biological process: nervous system process; monoatomic ion transmembrane transport; regulation of membrane potential. The transcript has 10 exons.
UCCCACUGCUUCUCUCGGUGAGCUGCACAUCCUUCGUUCGCCAAUCCAGAGCACGAUGGAGAGAACGGGCUAGUUGAGAGCAGACAGCGGGUCGUGCGUCCUUUCGGUGUGAUCCGCUUGCAGGAAUGGAACGCUCUACUCGGGUUUUCGCCCUCGGCAUCUUCCUUCUGUUUCAAGGUGCUGAAGGCGGUGUCCACCAGCGGCAGCUGCUGAAGGACUUGAUGGAGGAUUACACCCCCUUGGAAAGGCCUGUGGGAGACGACGCCCAGCCAAUCACCAUCCACUUUACUCUGAGUCUGAUGCAGAUCAUGGAUGUGGACGAGAAAAACCAAGUUUUGACAACCAACGUUUGGCUGCAGAUGUACUGGUACGAUCAUUAUUUGCGAUGGAACGAAUCGGAAUACCCCGGCGUGAAGACUCUGCGGUUCUCUGCCGACCAGGUCUGGACGCCGGACAUCCUUUUGUACAACAGUGCCAAUGAAGAAUUCGACUCCACUUUCCACACUCACGUCUUGGUCAACUCCAGCGGCUACUGCCAGUGGUUGCCUCCAGGCAUCUUGAAAAGCACGUGCCGAAUCGAUGUCCGCUGGUUCCCCUUUGACACCCAGAAGUGCGACCUCAAAUUCGGCUCUUGGACGUACGACGGCUGGCUGCUGGACCUGCGCAUGCUUGAGACGGACACGUCCGGCUACGUUGCCAACGGCGAAUGGGACCUUGUGGGGAUACCUGGCAGUGAGAACAAAGUUUUCUAUGACUGCUGUCGCGAGCCCUACCUGGAUGUCACCUUUGCAGUGACCAUGCGCCGCCGGACGCUCUAUUACGCCCUCAACAUGCUGGUCCCAUGUUUGCUGCUUUCUGCCAUGACCUUCCUCGUCUUCCUUUUGCCAGCUGACUCCGGAGAGAAGAUUUCUCUGGGCAUCACCGUCCUUCUCUCGCUCACUGUCUUCAUGCUGCUCGUGGCCGAGGUCAUGCCAGCCACUUCGGACUCCAUUCCGCUCAUAGGGCAAUACUUUGCCAGUACGAUGGGCAUGGUGAGUCUUUCGGUGGUGGCCACGGUUUUUGUACUGCAGUACCAUCACCACGACCCCGACGGCGGGUGCAUGCCAAGAUGGGUGCAGGUGGUGGUGUUGCACUGGGGCGCUUGGCUGCUGCGCAUGCGCCAGCCGGGAGAGGAGCCGGUGGGGCGGCCGCGUUGCGCCCCCAGCCUGCUGAGCUGCAGUUCGGACAACAGCGAAGGCGGCGGCACGCCGGCACGCCAGGCCCCGCCGCUCGUGGCCGCCGCCAAUGGCAACCUGGCUUACAUGGGCGUCCCGACGGCGCCGUUCCCCGCCAAGCCCCCCGACGUCCCGCGGCCAUUCCUCCCGUCGCCACCGGCCUCCACCCCCGAGGAGUUCCUCUCCGCCCCCGAGCUGGGCCGCAUUCUGGAGGAGCUGCGUUACGUGGCUCAGUGUUUCCGGGGCCGAGACGCCGCCCAGGCCGCCUGCAGCCAGUGGAAGUUUGCGGCGGCUGUCAUGGACCGCCUCUGCCUGGUCACCUUCGUCCUCGUCCACAUCGUCUGCUCCAUCGGCAUCCUCAUGGCUGCGCCCAACUUCGCCGAGGCCAUCACCAAGGAUUUCCUGUGACCGUCCGGCGGCAGCAGGAAACAACAACCCACUCCCCACCCCUGGGCGAGUCUGCAAAAUGGCAGCUUUGGUGGAGGCCUGGCUCCGCGUUUCCUUCUUUAGCGACAGGGCAGGUCUUUCCGAAAUGGCUUCCCUCUCUAGCCGCGGGACGGAUGUUGCUAAGGGAGGCUUCGCGGGAGGCCUAACAGGGCAGGCUUCGUCGCGGACGGCAGGCCCUGCAUGCCGUGGCGUCUGUCCGCAUUGUCAGCCUCGCCCGCGACUGGUCUGUGCCUACCCCUGCGCCCAACUCUGGAUGCCCUUCCUCUCCUGCCCCCAAAUCCAGCAUCUCCUUUGCGUCCGCUGCCGUCUGACUCAAACACUGCAGUGAAUCCAUCCCGCCGGUCGUCGUAUCCCCGAUCUGAACCCUCCAAGCCAAGUUCGAAACUUCACGAAUUUCGAAGCCAGCCUGGCGGCA